Closterium sp. NIES-67 is the source of this 1493-nucleotide messenger RNA. Lineage: Eukaryota; Viridiplantae; Streptophyta; Zygnematophyceae; Desmidiales; Closteriaceae. The record is from the annotation of a GenBank genome assembly.
CUCUAAUUGGAACUGGCUAUCUCAGUAGGACCAAGCUCAUAGCGCUUCGAACCCCUGAGUAUGCGUCUUCAUUUAUCGGCAAAUUCGUGAGGGUGCUCCCUCCUCUCAGUGUUCGUUCUUAUUCGGGUUACCGCUGACGCCAUUAUUACCGCUGUCAGAUUCCGUUAUUUCACUCCAAAGCGUUUCCCCAGCGCGUGUGGCCGUCACGCAUCAGCGCCGUCCGCUGCAUGGCAUGGCCGCAUGACCUCAUCCACUCCCACCCCCGACCCUCCCGCUCCCACGCCAAGUCCACCCGCGUCUCACCCAUGCCACGUCAGUACGUGAGGACCUACCACGAGGCCCAGAGACCGCACCCCUCGCAGGGGUCUUCCGCCGUGCCUGUGACGGGCGGCGGCCGCGCCGCUGCAGCGGCCGCCCAGGGGGGCAGCGCGGAGCCCGCAAGGCCCGCGGCGGGCAAUCUGGAGAGCUUCGUUGCGCAUGUUACCCCGCACGUGAAACUGCAGUUCCUCCCCCAGGACUGGGACGAGCACCACAGCGACAGACGUCACCCCAAGCAGCCCCGCGCAGCGACCCCCGCGCCGUUCUUCGCGCUGAGCGACGUGUGGGACGCGCUGGAGGAGUGCAGCGCGUACAGUGCCGCCGUGCCGCUGCUCCUCCCCUCGGGCGCACCCGCCACGCAGCACUACGCGCCCUCCAUCUCCGGCCUCCAGCUCUUCUCCCGCCUCCCCGCCCCCUCUUCCCCCCACGCCCUGCGCCUGCACGCUCACAGCCCUCUGGAGCAGCAACCAAGCUUGGCUUCCUCUCUCCACUCCCCGCCGUCCCCCUGGGAGGGGUAUUUAGAGGAGGGCGGCAACGGCACGUGCGAGGGAACUGUGGACUCGUGGUGCUGCGACUGCAGCGGGGGCCAGCCGCUGCUGGAGUUCUUUGAGCGCGCCCCGCCCCACUCCCGCCCGCCGCUCUUCGCCAAGGUGGUGGAGUUGGAGAGGGACUGCGCGCUCCGCAGACGCACCUCCAGCUUCCAGCUGCAUCCGCGCAGCUGGAUGGCUAUAGCAUGGUACCCGGUGUACAGCAUCCCCAUGGGCCCCACCGCUCAGGACCUCGCAGCAUCCUUCCUCACCUUCCACAGCCUCUCCUCGCCUCUGCCCUCCUCCUCAGGAUCCUGCAGCAGGUGUAGAGAUAGGUUCUGGAUCGCCCCCUCGUCGCUUUCCCCCUCCCACCCCAUCAAGCAACUAAACCAGCUGCCCGGCCGGCUAUCCUCGGAUUAUUCAGCUGCCCGUGCAGGCGAGGGCAGGCCACGGGGUGCUCUCACUGCUGCUCUGGUGCCGUUUGGCUUUGCGGGGUACAAGACGUGGGGCACGGUGUGGUCGGACCGGGGCGCUGUGCAGGGCCUGGAGUCCGCAGCGGCGCAGUGGCUCCGACAGAUUGACGCCACCCUACCCGACCACGCCUUCUUUUCCAUGCAAAGAUAACAUGAAUAAUUGUGAUUUCUUUGU